Tetranychus urticae (two-spotted spider mite) is the source of this 957-nucleotide messenger RNA. It is a transcript of the gene Hmg-2, whose product is annotated as High mobility group protein 2. Lineage: Eukaryota; Metazoa; Arthropoda; Arachnida; Trombidiformes; Tetranychidae. Gene Ontology annotation, biological process: regulation of gene expression. Gene Ontology annotation, cellular component: nucleus. The record is from RefSeq and is a predicted model, not a curated record.
AUAGAAACAUAGAUGGCGACAACCUGUGAGUAAGUGAUUCAGUGAAAGUCACGUUUUUCAUGACCUCCUGAAAAAUCUCAACUAAUCCAUUAAAAUUUGCUAAUUAAUAGUCAAAAUUUGAUAAAUAAACCUCUCUAAACAACACUGUUUACAAUACUCAAAAUGGAUCAACAAAAUUUGACUUACCAAGACCUAAAAGCUUGCCGUAAUUCUUCUACCCUAAUUCCCAUGCUCAAGGAUAUGGAUACGCCAUCAACCCUUUACCAUGUUAGGGACAACAUCAAUGAAUUUUCUACAAGUGAAACAAACGUCAUUGUAUCGCCUCUUGAUAUUCCCAUAUUCACUGAAGAAUUUUUAGACCACAAUAAGGCUCGAGAAAGUGAAUUAAGACAAUUAAGGAAGGUAAAUACAGAUUACGAAGAGCAAAACGCCAUCCUCUCCAAACACAUAGAAAACAUGAAAGCAGCUAUUGAAAAAUUGGAGGUUGAAUCGGUGCAACGAAAAGCAACUAACAAAAGUUUAGAUGAACAUUUAACAAAGUUAAGGUCACUAAUUGUUGCACAAUUUUCCAAUUUUCCAAUCCCGGGCACAACGGAAACUGUAAAUCCUGAUAAUGUUGAACAUUAUUUACAAAAUCUUGCCGACAAAGUUACCAAAGACGUAAAAGUGAACAAAGAGUGUGAUGUUAUCGUGGAUAAAGUUAGGAAAAUAGUCACCCAAAUGGAUGCAACAUAAUUCAAUUCAAUUGUUCUCAUUUUUCAACACUUUCCAAGACAUCAAAGGAUCACAUCAACUUCAAAUGAUUCUUGUUUAUUUCUCAAUUUUGGUCUUUCCUGAGAGUACAUAUCGUUUUUGUAUUCACAAAUUUCCAAUCAACUCCCAGCUCAAAUCAUUUGACUGUAAAUAAUUUUCUCUCAUCCUUAUUAAAUAAUGCUCAAUUUAGUGAUUAAUUUGUCA